AUGGGCAAAAGAAAGUUGGCCGAAGUUGCGAAGCCUGAAUAUCAGGCUGGUGGAUUGGCGACUCUUUUUGGAGUGUCUAGUGAUUCAGGUGAUUUUUUUUUGGCUGAAAAUUGACUGAAAAUGAGCCUAGGCUUGAUUUUCAGCUCGAAGUCUGCGAAAUUUUGAAAGUUUUGGAUCAAAAUUAGCUCCUGGCUCACUUUUGACUAAAAAUCUAGAAAAUAUGGGUGAAAAUGAGUCCAAGAGUUCUGAAAUUUUAGAAAAUGAUUGAAUUUGUCUGAAAAACUAUAAAAAAAUCCAAUUUUCAGCCGUAAUUCAAGAAGAAGUGGUUCAAGGAGCAUCAACAAUCGAAAAACCGAAACGCAGAAAAUUCGAAAAGAAACCGGCUGAAAAUUCAGAAGAACCUGUUGAAAAUCCUGAAAAACCGGCGCCGAAAACCGACAGAGCAAAACAAAGGUUUAUUCGUUUUCCCGCGCAAAAUUCCUUCAACUGAAAUUUUUGCAGAGAAAAUCGCACAAAAUCGAAGACCGCUAAACGAAGUUUGACCGAAGACAAUGCAAAAACGAUUUUUGUUGGAAAUAUGCCAUUGACUGCUACUGAAAAAUCGGUUCGAAAACUUUUUGCCGAAUUUGGACAGGUUGGUGAUUUUUGAUGAAGAAAAACUACGAUUCUCCGCGUUUACGCUGGGAAUUUUGAGCUAAAAAGUAAUUUACGGCGAAAAACUACGAUGCUCCGCAUUUACGCAAUGAAAUUUGGUAGAUUUUGAGCCGAAAUUCAGGAUUUUUCUGAAAACAACGAUGCUCCGAGGUUACACCUGUGAAAAGACGUGUUUUUAAGUGUAAAAGCAGUCGUAGUAUUUCAAUGGUUUUCCACUGUAAAAUCACGAUGUAAACGCGGAAUCUCGUACUGAAAAUUCUUAAUUUUUUGAAUUUUAGAUCGAUUCAGUGCGCCUGCGAAAUGUGAUUCCGAAAAAUGCGAAAAUCUCCAAACGAAUCGCUCAUUUGACUGGAAAAUUCAGCGAAAAACAGACGAGUUUGACAUUUUAUGUGAAGUUCGUUGACGCAGAAUCCGUCGAGAAAUCGCUGAAAUUGUGAGUUUUUUUUUAAAUUUUUCUUUGGAAAAAUCGGAUUUUUGAUUCCAAAAAACCACAUUUUCUUCAGAAAUGGCACAAAAAUCGAAGAGCACACGAUUCGCGUCGAUAAAUGCGGUCAGAAGAAGGAGUUUGGCAAAGAUUUGGCAGUUUUUGUUGGUGAGUGGAGAAAAAACUACGAGAUUCCGCGUUUACACCGUGAUUUUUGAUGAAAAUUGACACUCCACAAAAAUUCAAAUUUUUUCCAGGAAAUUUGCCAUUCGAUAUUUCCGAAGAUGCACUUCACGAUUUCUUCACCGCUCAAAUUGGGCCUGUCGACGCAGUUCGAAUCGUCAGAGACAAAGAAACUGGGCAAGGAAAAGGAUUCGCUUUUGUCAAUUUUAAAGUGAGUUUUUGAAUUUGGCGCCAAAUUUUGAUCUGCGGCGUGUUUUCCCAACCCACGACGCUAGAUUUACGCUGCAAAUUUGCCCCGCGAAGUUUCCAAAAUUCAAAAUUUCCAGGAUGAUUCCUCAACUUCUUUGGCUCUUUCAAUGGAAAAAAUCGAAAUGGAAAAACGUGAAAUUCGCAUCACAAAAGUUAUGAAAAAAGGUCAAAUUAAUGUGAGUUCGUCUAACUUUUGACCUGAAAUUAAAUUUUCAAUUUUUUUUGCAGAAAAUCUCGAAUGCGAAAAAGAAAAAUGCGAAUGCGAAUAACAAAAAAGCGGCGGCCACAAAAGAUGCGAAAAAAUUGGAGAAUUUCAAGUUUUCCACGAAGAAAGAGAGGUAAAUUUUGAAAUUUUGGGAAAAUACGAAUUCCCAGCGUGUUUUUACGCUAAAAAUACGCUGCAAAACUCUCUCACACUCACUUAUAAAAAGCGCGAAAAAAAGGAGAGGAGAGGAAAAGGGAGAGAUGGCCUAGUGGUACAAGGCGCUGGUUUUGAGUGAGUGGUGGCGGGUUCGAAGCCCGGUGGGCUCUCUAAGCACGAGACACAAUCAGUGACAGCAUCAAUUGUUGACGGUGAUUUACAGUGCGAAAUAGAAGUGUUGCUACUCCGUGUGAUCGGAACCCAAGUAGACGUUCGCUCCGUUGGUAAACAUACACUUUUUUCUAGAGCUGCAAAAAAACUGCCCGUUGCCCCCCCGCUCACACUUUUUUGAUUUGCCCGGGUAGCCCGCACCCGCCUUCCCGUUUACCCGAUUUGCCCGUUUGCCCGCAUACACUUGCCCGUUUGCUUCUUUUGCCCGUUUUGCCCGCCACACCGUGCAGUUUACAUGUGUGAAAACAAAAAACAGUGAGAGAGAGUGCACAAAAACGAGAGAUAGAAAAGAAAAAGAGAAGAAAAUGCACGGUGUGACGGGCAACGGGCAAAUCGGGCAAACAGACAGACGGGUGCGGGCUACCCGGGCAAAUCGAUCAUAGUGUAUCGAGGGUGUUCGAGCCGGGCCGGGGGGCAAAUUACCCUACUGCCAUGAGCGGCGGGCAGAUUUUUUGCAGCUCUACUUUUUUCCCUUUUUUUCAUGGUUACUGUAUCGUAGUUUUCCCCUCGAGACUCGAAUCAUUUUUACAGAUCCACGGAGCAAAACGAACGCCGAGCUCUCAAAAAAUCUGCCAAAAAAGCGAUCAACAAGAAGAAGUUGGCGAAAAAAGGAAGAAUUAUGCAGUAG
Messenger RNA from Caenorhabditis angaria, 2730 nucleotides. NCBI's taxonomy places the organism in Eukaryota, Metazoa, Nematoda, Chromadorea, Rhabditida, Rhabditidae. The record is from the annotation of a GenBank genome assembly.